ACUAACUAGAUGACAUCAAGCGUCGAUCACUGCCCAAAUCAGUAGAAAGAUCAUUCGUAGCGGGACUAGCUUCCCUACCUACACGCGUGAAAGUUGCUGAUUACGAAAGUUUCCAUUUCUAAACAUCUGAAGUUGGGUCUAGAUAACCUAGUUCUCUGCUUUUCCCCACUCAGCAGCAUCCACCAUGUCAUUCAAUAGCGUGCCAGCAGGCGCACAGCAGCAACCAACGCCAUUUGAAUUACAUAUCGACGAGAAGAAAUUGCAGGAUUUCAAGACUUUGUUAAAGUUAAGUCCGGUCGCCAAAGAGACGUAUGAGAACUUGCAGGAUGAUGGGAGCCAUGGAAGAUUUGGAGUGAGCAGGAAGUGGAUAGUGGAUACGAAGAAGUACUGGGAGCAGAAGUACGACUGGCGCAAAGAAGAAACGCAUAUCAAUUCAUUUCCAAACUUCAAGACUAACAUCACCGAUGAUGACGGUGGUGUAUUCGACGUCCACUUCGCCGCGCUAUUCUCCUCUAAUCCAUCUGCGAUUCCCAUCGCUUUCUUCCAUGGAUGGCCUGGCUCUUUCCUGGAGUUCUUGCCACUUCUUGACAUUCUUCGGAAAAAGUACACGCCCGAGACUUUGCCAUACCAUAUCAUCGUACCCUCUCUUCCCGGCUUCACGCUCUCCUCGGAUCCUCCACUAACCCGGGAUUGGAAAGUUGCAGACACAUCACGUAUCAUGCAUAAGCUUCUCCUCUCGCUUGGGUUUGGGCCAACAGGAUACCUUGUUCAAGGCGGUGAUAUUGGCAGCCUAGUGUCCCGGGUUAUCGCAGCGACGUACGAUGAAUGCAAAGGCAUGCAUCUCAAUUUCAUGCUGAUUAAAGACAUCGAGACCAAAUCCAGUCCCGACGACGUGAUCUCCGAAGCAGAAAAGAAAGGACAAGAGCGUCUGAAGCAAUUCAUGACCGUCGGCCGCGCCUACGCUGACGAGCACGGUACGAAACCAUCGACUAUCGGUCUCGUUCUAUCCAGCUCGCCGGUCGCGCAACUCGCAUGGAUUGGAGAGAAGUUUUUGGCCUGGUCUGACCCCUCAACCACGCCUUCGCUCGACACCAUCCUCGCUGACAUCACGCUCUACUGGCUUACCGAGUGUUUCCCAACGUCAAUUUAUACGUAUCGCGAGGCAAAGAAACUCCUGUAUGUGGAUAAGCCGAUUGGGUAUUCAUACUUCCCAUACGAGCUUGCACCUGUUCCGAAGGCAUGGGCCGAAAAGACCGGAAAGAUGGUAUUCUUCAAGGCCCAUGAGAAAGGCGGGCAUUUUGCAGCGCUAGAGAGACCAGAGGAGCUAUUUGCAGAUGUUGAGGCAUUUGUGAAGGUGGCUUGGAAGUAACGGGCUUGUACUGUUGUAAUCAUGCAUGUUGGUACUGAAGCCGUCGGACAGACAUAUGCGAAGAAUGUCGAUUUUAGCCCAGAUCGCGUAUGAGAUAGAUCUAAGUUUAUGAUCUCUGCGAGAUACUGAUCGCUCUUCCUCAGAGUGUGAGUUCGGGGCUCGUCUCCUUUUUGUGUCAGGCGCAAGGACUCAUACACUAUUAUUCAUGGCUUCAUCCUCUCCUUCCUAUUGAAUAACUAUGUAGAAAGAUUACC
Cucurbitaria berberidis CBS 394.84 is the source of this 1623-nucleotide messenger RNA. Its product is annotated as alpha/beta-hydrolase. The coding region runs from base 185 to 1369 and encodes 394 amino acids. The record is from RefSeq and is a predicted model, not a curated record. Gene Ontology annotation, molecular function: epoxide hydrolase activity. Gene Ontology annotation, biological process: epoxide metabolic process. The transcript is spliced from 3 exons. NCBI's taxonomy places the organism in Eukaryota, Fungi, Ascomycota, Dothideomycetes, Pleosporales, Cucurbitariaceae.